Messenger RNA from Penicillium bovifimosum, 777 nucleotides. RefSeq lists its product as uncharacterized. Bases 1 to 777 code for a protein of 258 amino acids. Lineage: Eukaryota; Fungi; Ascomycota; Eurotiomycetes; Eurotiales; Aspergillaceae. The record is from RefSeq and is a predicted model, not a curated record. The transcript has a single exon.
AUGGAUGGACUUCUGCUCACUGGCCGUUCGCGUUCUGUUUACCUCUCUGUUCAGCGCAGCUACGAAAAGCACUGCGCGCUACAAAAUUUAUCUGCAUGGCCAGUUUCAAGACAGUCAUUGACCUCAUGGCUAAGCUCACGACUCCUUGGUAACGCCAACCAAAAGGCCGUCAAACCUGACACCGCACUCGCCGACCUAGCCGCUCUCCGAGCCUACCAUAUCGAUAAUUUCCUUGACGAUAAACUCUUCGAUAACAAGCAUUUUCGGCGUCUCAUAGACGGCGCGAGAAGACCCAAUCCCGUCACAAAAGUACGGGUCAGAAACCCUAUUUCGCGUGACACUAUUACGACACUAUCUGCGGGCCUCGCCGCACUACCACCACGGCCCUCGGAGAUGUCUGCGAACAUUCUAGACGACUUGAACUCCGCAACCGCGUGCCGGGUAGCAUUUGCUGGAUUCAUUCGCCUCGGAGAAUUCGCCUACAAGACUGACGACCUCCGCACACGUUCUAUCUUCUCAGCCACAAAGUUAACGCGCUCCGAUGUCAGAUUCUCGUCCUCGUUAGACCACGCACAACUCACACUCAAGCGCAGUAAGACAGACCGCCGCCACGGAGGCGUGCAAAUUAUUCUGGCAAAGACGGGAGACGGCGCGUGCCCGGUUGAUGCCCUUCAGAAGCUGCUACUGCUCGACCCCAAAGGGCCCCGACGCCCCAUUGUUCUCCUUCCACAGAAGGCCAUUCAGUCGCAACAACUUCCUCUCGACCUUAUCUACUAA